This is a messenger RNA of Trichoderma aggressivum f. europaeum, 534 nucleotides long. RefSeq lists its product as uncharacterized. NCBI's taxonomy places the organism in Eukaryota, Fungi, Ascomycota, Sordariomycetes, Hypocreales, Hypocreaceae. Gene Ontology annotation, biological process: fungal-type cell wall organization. The transcript has 3 exons. Gene Ontology annotation, molecular function: structural constituent of cell wall. Gene Ontology annotation, cellular component: fungal-type cell wall. Bases 1 to 534 code for a protein of 177 amino acids. The record is from RefSeq and is a predicted model, not a curated record.
AUGAAGUUCACCGCUGCUGUCGCUCUCGCCGCCGUUGGCGUCUCUGCCGUCUACGUUCCUCCUAGCAACGUCACCGUUAUUACCGAGGUCGUUGACCAAUACGUCACCUACUGCCCCUAUGCUACCGAGAUCACCCACGGCAGCACGACCUACACCGUCACUGAGCCCACCACUCUGACCAUCAGCGACUGCCCCUGCACCAUCACCCGCCCCGUGACCGUCACCAGCAGCGUUCUCUGCCACACCUGUACAUCUUCAACUAACACGGAAUGCCUCAACAGCGGUGCCGCCGCCCCUACUGGUGCUCCCUCCGGCGCUCCCUCCGGUGGCAACGGUGGUUCUUACACCCCUCCUGCCUUCACCAACUCCACCAUCACCACUCCCACCCAGGCCCCUCCCGCCAGCGGCCCUGCCAGCACUGGUGGUGUUGUUCCUUCUGCUCCUCCCGCCGUCCCCACUGGCGGUGCCAACAAGGCCGUCCUCUCCGGCGCCGGCCUUGCCGGUAUCGUCGGUCUGGCCGCUUUCGUCCUGUAA